This is a messenger RNA of Abrus precatorius (Indian licorice), 2114 nucleotides long. Its product is annotated as probable WRKY transcription factor 4. The record is from RefSeq and is a predicted model, not a curated record. Gene Ontology annotation, biological process: regulation of DNA-templated transcription. The transcript has 4 exons. Gene Ontology annotation, molecular function: sequence-specific DNA binding; DNA-binding transcription factor activity. Lineage: Eukaryota; Viridiplantae; Streptophyta; Magnoliopsida; Fabales; Fabaceae. The coding region runs from base 257 to 1591 and encodes 444 amino acids.
AUAUGGUUGGGGAACUAGGCGUGGACUUUUUGCUGGUUUUUUCUUCAUCAGAUCCACCAAACCAAACCCAACACACAGAAUCAUCAAUCAUGUAGAAGCAGAUUGUAGACACAACCCAACACAAAAGUUUCAAACUUUUCAGUCUCUAAAUUAAGAAACACAAAAAGAAAGAAAUAUAUAAAGUUGGAAAUUUUUCCUUUUUUUCGUUCUUUGGAAACACAGACAAAGUUUGAAGCUUUCUUUCAAACCAACUUGGAUGGCCGGCGGCGGGGAGCAGCCACCGCGACCCACCAUCACUCUUCCUCCACGUUCCUCUGCUUCUAUGGACACCCUUUUCAAUGGUGGUUUCAGUCCUGGUCCCAUGACUCUUCUCUCUAGCUUUUUAUCUGAUGGUGAUGAUUGCAAGUCAUUCUCUCAGCUUCUCGCCGGAGCUAUGACUUCUCCGGCGGCCGGGGCUGCCGGCUUGCUUGAUUCACCUGCCUUCUUUUCACCUUCUCAGAUGUCUUUUGGAAUGUCACACCAGCAGGCCUUAGCGCAGGUCUCAGCACAGGCCAACUCAAAUAUGCAUAUCCAAGCUGAACAUUCACUGUCUGUAUCAGUAUCACAAGCUACCUCUUUGACACAGGUUCCUGCAACUACUUCCAAUACUACACAACAGCUUAUGCCACCCUCAAUGACAGAAUCCACUGAUUACCCUCACUCUGAACAAAGAUUACAGCCUUCUUCAUUGAAUGUUGAUAAGCCAGCUGAUGAUGGCUACAACUGGAGGAAGUAUGGGCAGAAACAUGUGAAAGGUAGUGAGUUCCCUCGAAGUUAUUAUAAGUGCACUCAUCCAAAUUGUCCUGUGAAGAAAAAGGUUGAGCGUUCACUUGAGGGUCAUGUAACUGCAAUUAUUUACAAAGGAGAGCACAAUCAUCAACGUCCUCAUCCUAACAAGCGCUCAAAAGACACUACUUUGAAUGAAAAUUCAAAUGUGCAAGGGAAUGUAGAUUCAACUUAUCAAGGGAUAACCACAAACACAAUGUCCAAGAUGGAUCCUGAAUCAAGUCAGGCAACAGCUGAACAUCUAUCAGGAACGAGUGACAGUGAGGAAGUAGGUGAUCAUGAAACUGAAGUGGAUGAGAAAAAUGUUGAGCCUGAUCCCAAGAGGAGAAAUACAGAAGUCACACACUCGGAUCCAGCUUCUUCACAUAGGACUGUCACUGAGCCUAGAAUCAUUGUGCAAACAACAAGUGAAGUUGAUCUCUUGGAUGAUGGGUAUAGAUGGCGAAAAUAUGGGCAGAAAGUUGUCAAAGGCAACCCAUAUCCUAGGAGCUAUUACAAAUGUACAACCCCGGGUUGUAAUGUUCGGAAACAUGUAGAGAGGGCUUCAACAGAUCCUAAAGCUGUCAUAACAACAUAUGAAGGAAAACAUAAUCAUGAUGUACCAGCAGCUAAGACUAAUAGCCACACUAUUGCCAACAAUAAUGCAUCACAGUUAAAAUCACAAAAUACCAAUCCUGAGAGGCAUAGUUUUGGCAGCAGAGGAAAUGGUGGCAACGAGCAACAGCCUGUUGCACGUCUCCGGCUGAAGCAAGAGCAGAUAACUUAGGUUCAUAAUGUAAGGCUGGAAGAAUUUGCCAUAAUCAGUAAUGAAGAAUAUUUCUUGGAUCACAAGUCAUCUUUGUUUUGAUGCUCAUUUCAUUCUUUUUUAAGUGUAAGGCCAAAAUUUUGAUCAAGGCCUAUAAGUGCAAUUCCAAAUAAAGAAAGUAGUUCAACGGUAUUGUCUUCCAGUCUUCCCUACAUUACCACUUCCUGAUGAAAGAGGUAAAAGAAAAAGGUUAAACAAGUGAAGUUUGCAGAUUGAACAGAGGUUUUGGAUGAUGCUGUACUAAUUGUGCCUUUUAUGUACAUUGAAAAUGUAAGUUAUGUUGCUUCAUGUGCCUGUUCAUUAUUUCAUCUUGUAAUUCCUUGCUCUAUGAUAUUUUGCUCAAUAACGUGGCAAAAAUUUUGGACCAUGUACUAAAUUUCACUAUAGGUUCCUCCUCCGUCCUAUAUUUUCAUCUCACGUGGACUUAUCUGAAAAUAACGGAGUUUUUUUAAUAUAUUUUAUGGAAUUUCAAUUUUGUUUGUUU